AUGAGACGUGCUGUAGCAGAUUUAGAACUUACUAAAAUAAUUAAAUCACAAGAAGCACUUGAUCUAGGUUUUAGAUUGAGGUACUUAGACAAAAUGAAUGUUCCACAAAAUACAUCAUUUGACUGGAGAUUUGGAGUAAGAACUACUGAAAAACCGAGAUAUAUACUUGUUGGUUUUCAAACGAAUAGAGAAGGAAAUCAAGUACAAAAUGCUUCAUUAUUUGAUCAUUGUGAUUUAAAAAAUAUGUGGAUUGAACUUAAUGAAGAAAGAUAUCCUGCUACUAAUUAUAAUUUAUCAUUUCCAAAUAUGAAAAUUACUAGAGCUUAUAGACAUGCAUCAAAUUUUGCUGAAGAUUAUUAUAAUAUGACAAAUCUUAUUAGUCUAUGUGGUAUAACUCCUUCAGACUAUAGAGAUUUAUAUCCUAUUAUGUAUUUUAAUGUAAGUAAACAAUCAGAAAGAAUGAAAGAUUCAAUAGUAGAUAUUAGACUUUAG
Messenger RNA from Hydra vulgaris (swiftwater hydra), 492 nucleotides. RefSeq lists its product as uncharacterized. The record is from RefSeq and is a predicted model, not a curated record. Lineage: Eukaryota; Metazoa; Cnidaria; Hydrozoa; Anthoathecata; Hydridae.